GAUAAGAAAACAGUAGGGAAAAGUGAAAAAGUGAUCUCAGAGAUCCCCAACAUGCCCCGUGAAUGUUCCGUUAUGAAUAGAGGCAACAGUUGCCGGUGGAACAGUGUCCGUGUGUGGAGCUGACCAGUAGGUUACAAACGGUCCGAUCGCCGAUGUUUUUGAACACGCUCAAGUGACAUGGCUUCGCGAUUAACGUCCGGUGCUCGGUUGUGCGUUCGCGCCAGUAUCGACAAGCUCGUGAGCAAGUUGUCUAGAAGUAAACAUCACGAAGCUUUAUCCACGUCCCCAUUACCCUUUGGGCAGCGGCUUGACCGGACAUUGCAAUGUUACCAGAAACAGUUGAACCGAAUCAGAUCGGAUCACCAGAGGAAUCUGCGUUUUUCUACACUCCAUGACACAGAUACAGAUUCACUAUCCACCGUUGACCCAUACAGGUUACUGGAGGACGACCUCAAAGACGUAUAUGUAGACAUAAGAAAGGAACUAGAAUUGAAUAGUAAUGAAGAUGAGUUACGAACGAUAGCUACGUAUUAUUUCGAUGGGCAAGGCAAAGCCCUAAGACCCAUGGUAGCCAUUCUAAUGUCACAUGCCAUAAAUUACCACACCAACAAUAAUGUUUUGAGUAAAAGUCAAAGAGAAGUUGCUAUGAUCGCAGAAAUGAUACAUUCAGCUUCUCUAAUACAUGACGACGUUAUAGAUCAAUCAGACUUUCGUCGAGGCAAGCCUAGUGUGAAUGCACUUUGGAGUCACAAAAAAGUUGCCAUGGCCGGUGAUUACAUUUUAGCUGUAACCUCCAUGAUGAUCGCCAGACUUAAUCACAGUGAUGUAACUAUCACCCUUAGUCAAAUCAUCACAGAUUUGGUACAAGGAGAAUUUAUGCAACUUGGUUCAAAAGAAACUGAAAAUGAAAGGUUUGCUCAUUACCUGACGAAAACAUACCGAAAAACAGCCAGUCUUAUUGCCAAUUCCGUAAAAGCGGAAGCAAUAUUAGCCGGCGCCGAUGAUAAAUUAGUAGAAGUUUCGUUUGAAUACGGUCGUAAUAUUGGGCUUGCGUUCCAACUAGUAGAUGAUCUAUUGGAUUUUGUUUCCAGUGAAGAUGCAAUGGGCAAACCAACUGCAGCUGAUUUGAAAUUGGGCUUAGCCACCGCUCCUGUACUAUUUGCUUGUGAAAAGUAUCCAGAAUUAAACGCCAUGAUCAUGAGGCGGUUCCAAGAACCAAGAGAUGCAGAGCGCGCCUUUGAGUUAGUGCACAAGUCACAGGGUCUCGAGCAAACGCGGUUUCUUGCCAAGAAACAUUGUCUAGAAGCCAUCCGAUUAGCUGGUAAAAUCGCUGAAUCACCUUAUCAAAAGUCAAUGUUGGUUGUGCCAGACCUAAUUGUAAAUCGCAUGAAAUAGUCUUCUACUUUAGCACUGGGAUAAUGACAACACACAACAACUUACACAUUUAUAAGAACUUUAUAGUAUACCAGUUGAUCAAGAACUAGUCCCAAUUAUUUAAAAAUAAUGAAAAAGUAUUAUGUUUAAAAAAUUUAUUUAUAUUGUUAAAAAUUUUUAAUGCCAAACAUUUAUAGGCACUUUUUUGUUAUUGUAUUAUGUUAAAUGUUUGAUAUAUUAUUAGUAUUAAAACCCUAAAAUAAUUGUAUAUUAAAACAGUUCUUAAAUUUGAAUCAUUAUUUUUCUAUAUGUUAACGAAUUUUGCACAUACUUGUUAUUGUGAAAAGUAAUGUUACUGAGACUCUUUAACUCAAUUUGUUAAUCUAUGUAUGUUUUAUUUACUUUUUCUGUUUUUAAUGUUACUCAAAAUUAUCUUGUUGUUAAUCUUUUUAGUUAAAAUAACAAUGCAAUAUUUCUCUUCUUAUUAGUUAUUUAAUUAGUGUUAUAUUAUUAACUUGCAAAAUAAUUCAUUUAUAAUUUAGUUUAUUAUUCAUGUACACUAUACUCUCAUUUUAACAGCCAAAAAAUUAUUAGCGACUAACUCUCCAAUUAUUUAGUAUUGGUACUUAUAAAAUGUUGAAAUAGAGAUUGUAGUAUACUAUUUAGAUUGUAAUUUGUAUUAAAUCUAUCUAUAUAAUUUUAUACUAUAAAACUAAAAUAAUCCCUUUUAGAUCAUUGACUAACAACACCUUAUUUUUCCAUUUUACUUAAAAAAGCAAUACUUGUCAAAAGUAAAAAUACUGUAAAUACCAAAGAAGAAUUAUUAUUUUAGUUAUCUUUAAAAAAUAUACAUAUUAUUAGUCUACAGCUUAGUUUUAAUUUAUAAGAAUAAUUAUUAUUAUUAUUUUUUUAAUUACCAUUUAAAAAUUUACCAAUGUGUAUAAAAAUGUGUUAGUUUUUUUUUUUGUAAAUUUGUUGUAAAUCUGCAUAUAUAACAUGGGUAACGGGAUAAUAAUAUAGUAAAUUAUUUUAAAAAACACAUAAAUAUAUUUAAUUUUUAAAUAUGCAUGUAUAAUUAGGUAAUACACUGUUAAUCUUUUAAUAAUUUUGUCUGGCUUUAACCUUAUUGCAAUUGUGUUGAUAGUUUAUUAUUUUUGUGCAUUUCUUUUCUGCAUAUUUCAUUAUGAUAAAGGAUAAUAAUGAUAAUGAUGAGGAUAAAGAACAUAAAUGUAAUGAAUAAAUUUUAUGUUUUAAU
This is a messenger RNA of Daktulosphaira vitifoliae (grape phylloxera), 2629 nucleotides long. It is a transcript of the gene qless, whose product is annotated as all trans-polyprenyl-diphosphate synthase PDSS1. Gene Ontology annotation, molecular function: prenyltransferase activity. NCBI's taxonomy places the organism in Eukaryota, Metazoa, Arthropoda, Insecta, Hemiptera, Phylloxeridae. The transcript is spliced from 8 exons. Gene Ontology annotation, biological process: isoprenoid biosynthetic process; ubiquinone biosynthetic process. The record is from RefSeq and is a predicted model, not a curated record. Gene Ontology annotation, cellular component: mitochondrion; transferase complex. Bases 178 to 1395 code for a protein of 405 amino acids.